AUGCUGGCCACGGCUCUCGCCUCCCUUCUGUUUGCGGCUCCGGCCGUCAACGCCCACCUCGCCAUGUGGCAUCCCUCCAUGUAUGGCUACAACGACGACUACACCCCCGUCACUCCCCUCUCCACCGACUUUGGAAACGGCGGCUUCAGCUCGUGGUGGUUCCACGGCGCGAUCAACAGCCCUCCCGCCGACGGCCAGUUCCUCGAGCUCCCGGCGGGUGGCACUCUGCAGGCCGAGAUGGGCUGCGACAAGAGCAUGACCUCGUUUGGCGGCCGCAGCUCGGCGCAGUAUGCGUGCGACUCGUCUGGCUCGCUCCACCUGUCCGGCGACAACUUUGCCAACCAGUGGGACGUCAAGGGCGCCGCCAUUGCCAUUGCGUACAAGUCGGACGUCAACUCGAUCCAGCCCGAAGACUUUACCGUCGUCUCCGUCAACCACGACUGCCCGUACAGCCGCGACUGUGGCUUCCAGAUCCCCGCAGGUCUGCCCGCCUGCCCCGACGGCGGCUGCCACUGCAUGUGGGGCUGGGUCCACUCGGCCGCCGGCGGCGGUGACGAAAUGUACUUUGUCGGCUUCAAGUGCCAGGUCACUGGCGCCGCCGCAGACGCAAAGCCCAUCCCGGCCCCGGCCCCGCCUGUCAGGUGCACCGGCGGCUCGGGAUGCACCACGGGCGCCAAGCAGCCCAUUUACUGGAUGGUCGACAGGGCAAACGUCAACAACGGCGCCGGCGACCCGCCCUUCUACAACGACGACUAUGGCUUCUCCAACGGUGCCCAGAACGACAUCUGGGGUGGUUCCGGCGCGGUCGGCUCGGGAUCGGGCUCCUCUGGGUCCUCGGGCUCUGGCUCUUCUGGCUCGUCUGGCUCUUCUGGCUCGUCUGGUUCUUCGGGCUCUUCGGGCUCUUCGGGCUCCUCUGGCUCUGGCUCUGGCUCUGGCUCUGGCUGGGGAUCCUCCGCCGGCGGUGGAUCGCCUACCAAGACCUCGUCGUGGAAGUCGUCCAAGACGUCCAAGUCUUCGUCCAAUGGCUCGUGGAACGAGUACAACUCUGGCAACUCGGACAACUCUGGCUCCUCGGACAGCUCCAGCUCCAGCUCCAGCUCCACCUCCACGUCCAGCUCGGACGACAGCAACUGGGCGGCUUCCACCGACGGCGGCGACAGCAACUGGGCUGCGUCGACCGACGGCGGCGACAGCUGGGCUGCGUCGACCGACGGCGGCGACAACUACACCGCCGAGCCCACUUCCUCCACCCGCACUCGCGGCCACAAGUGGUCCCACAGCAGGCCCACCAACAAGGUGACGACCAAGUUCCGCAACUAUGCUGCUGUCGUCACCGACCUCCCUGCUACCGACGCCGCCUCGGCCGCGACCGUGGCUGCCACCGACCUACCUGCGACCGACGCCGUCUCGGACGCGACCGUGGCACCCACCGUCGUGCCCGCGACUGCCGCUGCCUCUCCCAAGUGCACGCGCCGCAGCCGUAGGCGUGCUGCCUAG
Messenger RNA from Apiotrichum porosum, 1497 nucleotides. RefSeq lists its product as uncharacterized. Lineage: Eukaryota; Fungi; Basidiomycota; Tremellomycetes; Trichosporonales; Trichosporonaceae. The coding region runs from base 1 to 1497 and encodes 498 amino acids. The record is from RefSeq and is a predicted model, not a curated record. The transcript has 3 exons.